AUGACAAUCCGGUCCCGAGCAUUCCUCCGGCCAGCCCAGACGCCGCACCGGAGAGGGCCAGAGCGGGCCAGUGCAGGAGGCGGAGAGGCAGAGCGGGCCAGGCAGGAGGCGGAGAGGGCCAGAGAGUGCAGGAGGCGGCAGAGGGCAGAGGCGGGCCAGCGCAGGAGCAGAGCCGGAGAGGCCAGAGCGGCCAGCCCAAAGCCGCACCGGAGAAGGCCAAGAGCGGGCCAGCGCAGGGGAGCAGAGGCAGCGGGCAGGAGAGAGAGGGCAGAGCGGGCAGGAGCGGAGAGGGCCAGAGCGGGCCAGUGCAGGAGGCGGAGAGGGCCAGAGCGGGCCGAGCGGCAGGAAGGAGCCGGAGAGGGGCCAGAGCGGGCCCAAGCGGCAGGAGCAAGCGCGGAGAGGGCCAAGCGGGCCAGCAAGGCCAGGAGAGGGCCAGAGCGGGCCAGCGGGCAGGAGCAGCCGGAAGAGGGCCAAGCGGCCAGCCAGACCGGCGCACAGAAGUGGCAGGGCCCAGCGCAGGAGGGCAGCCGGAGAGGGCCAGAGGCGGGGCGCCAGCCCAGACGCCGCACCGGAGAGGGCCGAGCGGGCGCACGCAGGAGCAGCCGAGAGGGCCAGAGCGGGCAGCGCAAGCAGCCGGGACCGGAAGGCCAAGCAGCGGGCCAGCGGCAGGAGGCAGCCGGAGAGGGGCCAAGAGCGGGCCACCCAAGAACGUCCGCAGCCGGAGAGGCGCCAGAGCGGGCCAGCGCAGGAAUGCAGCCGGAGAGGCCAGAGCGGGCCAGCCCCCAGACGCGGCACCGGAGAGAGGCAGAAGCGGCCCCGCCAGCGCAGAGCAGCCGCGGAGGGCAGAGGCGGGCAGCGCGGAGCAGCCGAGAGGGCCAGAGCGGGCGCGAGCCAGACGGCGUUUCGAGCCGCACCAAGCCAGGACGCCAGCGGCAGGGAGCAGGCCGGGAGAGGGGCCAGACGGCCAGCGGCAGGAGCAGCAGCCGAAGAGUGCCAGAGCGGGCCAAGCGCAGGAAAAAACAGCCGAGAGGGCCCAAGAGCGGCAGCGCAGGAGCACCGGAGAGGCCAGAGGGGCCAGCCCAGACGCACCGCACCGGAAGAGAGCCAGAGGACGGCGCAGCGCAGGAGGCAGGGAGAGGGCCAGAGCGGGCCAGCGCAGGAGCAGCCGGAGAGGGCCAGAGCGGGCCAGCGCAGGAGCAGCCGGAGAGGGCCAGAGCGGGCCAGCGCAGGAGCGGCAGCCGACCGACCGUUGCCGCGAACGACGCAGCGCUGACACCGGUGACCGGGUUCGAGUUACGGCCGCGUCACGAGGGGCUCAACACCGAACAGGAGCCGCCUUACAAAUGCCGAAUCACAACUGGGGCGACUUCACGGCCGUGUUCCGAGGGCUAA
Molecule: messenger RNA, 1392 nt
Organism: Penaeus vannamei (Pacific white shrimp)
Lineage: Eukaryota; Metazoa; Arthropoda; Malacostraca; Decapoda; Penaeidae
Product: spidroin-2
Source: RefSeq, a predicted model, not a curated record